Molecule: messenger RNA, 5403 nt
Organism: Candoia aspera
Lineage: Eukaryota; Metazoa; Chordata; Lepidosauria; Squamata; Candoiidae
Product: rap1 GTPase-activating protein 1-like
Exons: 24
Coding region: 1123-3258 (711 amino acids)
Biological process (GO): activation of GTPase activity; regulation of small GTPase mediated signal transduction
Cellular component (GO): cytoplasm
Molecular function (GO): GTPase activator activity
Source: RefSeq, a predicted model, not a curated record
UCUAUAAGUAAGUCAGCUCCUGCUUCCUGUUAAGACAGGUAUCUGCAGUGUACUGGCCAAAAGGCAGGUAUUAAGCGAAAGACCCUGCAUGGAAAUCUUGUUACUUGAGUUUUUAAAAAAAAUUAAAGCUUUUGGGUCUCUUAGCUUAGAAUGAGGGCAGAUAAGAAAAGACACAACAGAGGCAUAUAAAAUAAUGUUCAGCGUUGAUGGAAAAUGCGGCAGAGAUGCAUUUUUCUCCCUCCCUCCCCCUUUCAUUGGACUCAGUGCAAGGAGAUUCAGGACUCUUUCACGGAAGUAAAUGAUUACACAGCAACAGUUGAAAUAGGGAAGAUGUAGUGAGGAGGGCCACAGGUUUAGCGGGGUUUGAAAGAAGACAGUUCACGGAAGACAGGGCUUUCAGUGGCCACUAGUCUGGUAAAUUACUCCAGAAUCAAACACAGCCUAUCUUAAAUACCAGCUGUUGGAGACCAAACAUAGAGGGCUGUUGCUGAGGAGAGCAAGAUAAAUGAACAAAUAAAUCAAAGGAAGAAGGCUAUUGCUAUUAUGUCCUAAUUCUGAACUUGCUUUUUCCCCCCUUUUUUAUUAAUUAGUAAUUGUUCAAGAUAUAAUUAAGACACGUAAUGUAGAAUAUAAGACUGACAGAAUACAAGUCUGAAUGUAUGUGUCAGCUACUGGGGUACAGAAUGUUGUACUAGAUGGGUUUUUGUUCUACUCUGUCAACUAUUUCCUCAUGUAUUGUAAGAACUCCCAGGCUGUUAUACUGUGCUUUUGUUUCAAUAGAAACACACAUUUCACACAUACCAAGUAGGAAGCCUUUCUAGGUGAGACUGGGGCAUUUUGUUGUAAAGGCUAAAUCAGGUCGAAUAAUUAAUUAUUUGCAGGACUUCCCUAUCAAGCAUAUUUUGGGGAAUCAUUCCCGGAUGAUGCUAUUUUUUAUUCAUAGUACUCUCAUCUGUUGCUUAUGAAUUGUCCCAGUAUAAUUCUCCAGGAUUUAUCUUUCUAACCAUGCUUUCUUGUACAUCCCAUCCAUGCAAAUACUUGUGUGGAAGAAGAGAUGUGGAAGAAGAGAUGGAGAAGUAGCUGUCACCGCAGCAAGUCAGAGUCCUGGGCAUCUGAAAUGGAAUGAGAUCUGAUGAAGCAGAACACUGCAUCAGUGACAUCUUAGACUCACCCAUCCAGGACCCUCAGGCUGCCCUUAAUCCAGGUGUUCAGAAUAAGGUAGUCGACUUAUUUGAAAUGAUUGAAAAAAUGCAGAGAAGUCGUUUGGAUGAGCAAAGAUGUUCACUUCCAGCUCCACUAAAGAGAGAAGAGGAAUAUAUCCCAUACCCCAGCAUCUAUGAGGUAUUACAGCGGGGCUGGCCUUACCCCCUAAUCAUCUUACCCCAGUUUGGGGGUUACUGGAUUGAAGGGACCUCUCACAGCCUGCCUGCAUCAGGCUCCGAACUGCACGACUUGCCGUCUCCUUGCAGUGGCAAAGUGAGGUUGGAGUGUGACCCAACAGCAAAGCUGUACCGCAGAUACUUCCUAGGAAAGGAGCAUCAGAAUUUUUAUGCCAAUGACUCAGCUUUGGGCUACUUGGUUCUUUCUGUAAAGUACGAACAGGUUGAAGGGCAAGACAAUCUCCAUCUGUUGCUGAGGGCUCGAGCCUCUACCAAGCAUGAUCUCAUUCCCAUAUCCUGCCUGAACGAGUUUCCUAAUGCUGUCCAAAUGGCCAAGUUGCUCUGUGAAGAUGUGAAUGUUGACCGCUUCCUUCCUGUGCUGUAUCCUAAGGCUUCCCAACUCAUUGUGGCAUUUGAUGAACAUGUCAUCAGCAAUAACUUCAAGUUUGGAGUCAUCUACCAAAAACUUGGGCAGACCACAGAGGAAGAAGUCUUCAGCAAUACGGAAGAGAGUCUAGGCUUCUUAGAGUUUUUGGAUCUCUUAGGAGAUAGGAUCCGGCUGCAGGAUUUUCGUGGAUUCCGAGGUGGGUUGGAUGUUACCAGAGGUCAAACAGGAACGGAAUCCAUCUACACAAAUUUUCGGGGCAAAGAGAUCAUGUUCCAUGUCUCUACGAUGUUGCCUUUCACAGAGGGAGAUGCCCAGCAGCUCCAACGCAAGCGCCACAUUGGGAAUGAUAUUGUGGCCAUUGUCUUCCAAGAUGAAAAUACUCCUUUUGUGCCCGAUAUGAUUGCAUCAAAUUUUCUGCAUGCCUAUGUGGUGGUGCAACUCCAUCACAGUGCCACUGGGGAGACUCUGUACAAGGUUUCUGUGACUGCCCGUGAUGAUGUUCCCUUUUUUGGCCCCCCUCUUCCAAAUCCAGCAAUAUUCAAAAAGGGCGCAGACUUCCGUGAAUUUCUCCUGGCAAAGCUGAUCAAUGCAGAGUACAGCUGUUACCACGCCGAGAAAUUUGCCAAGUUGGAAGAGCGCACCCGCAGUGCGCUCUUGGAGAGCCUUUAUGAAGAACUGCAGAUUCGGAGCCGCAGUAUGAUGGGCCUGGCCUCUGGGGACGAGGACAAAAUAGAGAAUGGGGGUGGUGGCUUCUUUGAGAAUUUCAAGCGGGUGAUCCGAGGCCGUAGCCAGAGCCUGGACACUGUGGGGAUAGCCAUGAGGAAGCAGCAGCAACAGCAGCCCCCAUCAACUCUACCCAGCCGCCCAGCUACUGCGGGCCUUGCCCUCAACCCAAGUGUCGCCGAGGGUCCCAAGGCUAUUGCUGCGUCCUUUGCCCUACCUGGGAGAAGCCCAUCGCACAGCCGAGGCAGCCGCUUCAAUGGGAGACGUAGUAGUGCCAUUGGCAUUGAGAACAUCCAAGAGGAGAAGAGCAAAGAUGUGGCUGAAAGGAUACAGAAGGUAUUGGAGAGUCCUGGACCCUUCUUUGAUCUCAAAUCAGAUGGUUCCUCCAGUCCUAGUUCACCAGAAUUCCCCAACAGGAAGAGCAACAGAGGUCUCUCCAGUCAGACAUCAAGGUAUUGUGUGAUGCAGCCCCUGUCCCGUUCUUCAUCCAACGUGAGCAGCUGUUGUAGUGGAGUGAGAGAGAAUGAAACAUCAGAGGAGGAAGAGAAUGAAGCGGAGUUGAUGUGUUCUCUUGAAGGUCCCCAGAAGCAGGAUUCCCUGGUUCAGAAUGCAUGGUUAGAUGACAGUGUCUGUACACCCAGUAGUACCAGCUCACCAGUAACUCAGCUGCUCCCUUCUAGCAAUGCUGCAGGUUCGAUGGAAAAGGGGAAAAGCAGUAAAGUGGAUGCUCAGCGUUACAGUCCAGCCUCCAUUUUAUGCUGUGUGUGAUGCCAUCGCUGGAGGGGUAUCUCAGUGCAUGCUGGGUAAUUCACAGUGCCCUUUUCCGGCCCAUCUCCUCACAUUGCUGUGACUUAUUAUUUGCUGAAUCAUCUCUUGGCUCACUGGCUAGUUUUGUGUGUGUUUCUACCUCUGCUUUUUCACUCUGUCAUUGGCAGGUGUGCAUCCUUUGUGGAUUACUGUUUUCCAAGAAAGUGUGAAAUGGUCAAGAUUGGGAGAGAGGGGGUAAAGUUCCCAAGGGGCGAGGGGACUUUUGAAUGGAAAUAUGCAGCUUUUUCAUUGGCCUUGAUAACGUCUUUGUAACACAUUUCCCUGAUGAAACAGUACUUGUCCCCUGAGCAUUGCAGAAAGAUGAGUUUUAAGCUCCUUGAGUGCCGAAUAGAUGUCAAGUUGUCAAACUAUUCUGAUAGCUUCUUAAGGCAAAAGAUGUUACAGCUAUGAACAAGCAACCCUCUGAACCCAGCUCUAGUUGACUAUUGUCAUCUGUCUACUUGUUCCCCACAGCUUUAUGGAGUUCACAGAAGAUAUCUUAAGGAUAAGCCUUACUUAAGCCCCCCGUGCUCAUUUGGAAAUACUUCCUGCAUUUCUUAUAUAGUUUCUGAAUGUCAUUAGUUGUUCCAAGUUUGGUCACUUAUCUGAAUGACCAAAUGUCAUAUGGAAACAUUAGCUCACUUUUUCAAAGUGACCCAACAAAACUGUGGCUAGUAACUUGUAAUUUAAAGCUAUGUUGAAAAAGUUUUGCCAAACCAUUCCCAGUGGAGCUGUGAACUUCCCUCUCAGCAUUAUCCUUUUCAAAUACAAGGUAAUAGUUUCUUGUGGCUUCCCUAUCUUUGCUUUAUAGAAUACUGUAUCCUCUGAAAUGGAGUAAGUAUUCUGAAAAGCUUUUGAGCAAUCUGUGUGGUUGUUUCCUUGUAUUUACUCACAACCUUCCUGUGAGAUUGAUUAGGGUAAGAGUUGGUUACGGAGCUUCUCGGCCUUUUGGCUAAGAUCAAGCGUGUAGGCUAGGUUGCCCAGCGAAACUCGUGUCCCACUAGCAGUUUUAAUCCAGAUUUCUCUGGUCGUACUUGAACAUUAUAGCUACCACAUCACAGAUUUCUUCAGCUUGGUCAAUUACCGGACUUUUCCCACGACUGUUAUUUUCAAAGCCACAAACCUAAAAUUGGCCACCUCAUGGGAAGUUUUAUUUACCAACUGUGCAUCUAUUUACAAGCGGUCAUUCUUUAAGGAGAUGCUGAAAGUGUGUUUUGGCUUCCCAAUUGCUUUGCUGAAUGGUUUAAGACUUAGAUUUUCUCUCUUCAUUAAGCUUAUCCGUCUCAGCUGAAGCACAGGAGGAAAAUGUCCCUUCAAUAUACAGUGAUCACAUCUGUCCAUCAGUUGAUUCUUGAAGUUCUCUUCAUCUUUUCUCUGUGUGUAGGAUCUGCUGCUGAAGUGAAAACUCACAGCAUUGCACUUUGGAAUUCGGAGGAAAUGAUGCUGGAUUCCCAGAAACACCUGACCCGGCCCUUCUGCUUCAUUCAGUGACAGCUGCACCACAGGCAGUCAGGAAUCAGAGUCCAAGUGUGGCAUUUUACUCAUCCAUGUGUAUCAUUCCAGUUCAGCAACCUCAGGAGGGCAGAACCAAUCUAAACCUUAAAAAAAAAGGGGGGGGGUCCCAUCUGCCAUAGCUUUAGAAGCAAACAAAAGGGAAGUACUUUCUCUCUCUCUCUUAUUACAGCUAAAAUUUAGAUACCCAAGAUUCCACUUGGAAGGAUUUGGAUGUCCUACAGGGACCUUUCAGGAAGGCUGUAUUUGUGUUCAUUCUUCAGCAUGAAGGCCUCAGAAACUUGGGAGGAGUAUAUCUUAGCGCUCCCAGGAUUACACCUGGUUCAUAUGCAAAACAUCAGAGGUGCAUUAUGCAGCAUAGGCAGGACACACGGUGCCAAAGAGCAUGUGUGUAUGACAAUUAAUGAGUAUUUGUUUCAUUAUUCGUGAAUUCCCCAGAUCUGUUAAAUAUUUCACUGUACCACUGCCACCCUCUUCCCUGAGUCUUUGUGCCAUCAAGAACCAAAACCUGUAAAUGUGAAUCUAUGACUCCUUGUUCCAUGCUUGUUAUGUCUGUGGUGUCUUGGGCUUGCAAUAAAAGACUACUGUGACCAA